UACUGAUCAUGAACCAACACCCACUUUGUAGAUGUAGAUCUCACGCCCAGAAAAUGUCAAGGUCGCAUCCGUUGUUAUCUCUACAGAUCAUGUUUGCUUUCAAGUAUUAAUAUUGUUUACAGAAAUACAUCUCAAAGGUGUUUGAUCUUAUAUCAGGGUGAUUUUUAUCUCUCUUUAAAAGUGGAUCAAAUGCUUUGGGUAUGGAGCCAGAAUGUAAUGAAAUUGAAGGGCUCACAAAAAAGUUUCGUCAAAACUUAAACUUAAGCAUACUAUUGUAGGAAAACACUCUGAUUGUUAGGCUAAAAAUCAAAUGCCUUUAAAAGUGACACUCAUAAAGUCUUCAAACACUAGGUGUGGAUUUAUAUCGCUUUUGAUGAGGGAACCGAGUCUCCACCUCCUUCCUGGACCAACCCAAAAUCUGACUACUGCCACGCCCUUAACCCUCAUUAUACCACAAAGACAAUAAACUGUACUAACUUUUUGUAAACACUACUUACUGUAAACUUAUUUACAACAGGGAUGUUAAAUUGAACAUCAGCAUACAGUUGCGUAAACCUGCUCUUAUUAAAAAGCAAUUUAAACACCUAUAUAGCAUGCAAUUGUUAUAAUAAAAUGAUUUUUCUUUUCUUUCCAACGUAGCUAAUUUGGUAAGCAAAUGUAUUGUGGGUACCAAACGUCUGAUAUCAUUUGUUUUUUAUCUCAUUUUUCAGGUUGAUUUAAGUAACUUGUUUGUAAUAAUAGUUUACUUUAAUGUUAUAGGCUUUCGGGGGCUCAGACGUUGGGAUCCAUUGUUUCCAGUUCAUAUAAAUCGUGCAUAUCAUGUGUAUGCUCUAGUCUGUCACCUCCUUUAUGCUAUUGAAUACUCUUCAAAUGAAGUUUCGAUGUGUACUUAUGAAGCAUCGAUCGAAUCUACAACAACGGGAUUUUAAAGAAACAUUAUCUGGAAAUGUGAUUCAAAGAAUGAAAGUGAAACUGAUUGUUGGAGAUCAAAGAAACAAUGUAGGUGGGGAGAGAUGGGUGAGAGAGAGAGUACGGAAGAGUUUGUGAACGGAUUUUAUUACUAUCAGGACCAGAGCUGAUUUAAGUGUUUCAUAUUUGACAUGAUGAGGGAGGAUAAUCUCGUCCCCAGACAGAGGAGCAGACUGUCUGUGGUGUGUGCGGUUGUUCUGGGGAUUCUAGCGCUGGGAUUUUCUUUUCUGCUGGACUCUGAUCGAUUUACUGAGAGAUUGGGACUGAUAGCUUUAUGCAUCACGCUGGAGACAUCUCUUUAUAGCGUGUGCUUGUUUGCAGAGGAGUGGAUCUUCCAUUUAAAGCAACGUUAUCGUGGUCAAAUAAGGAGGAUAGUUGAGGCAUGCUUUAAUGGGCAUGUCUUAUUGGGAAUGUUACUCAUAUACCUGCUGUUAAAGCUGGGUGGAGUUUCGUUUUCUUAUGAGCAACUGAGCACCAUAAGCCUUACAUGUGCCGUUUACAUGUUCUCUAAAAGCCUGUCGGUCCUGGCCCUUGCUCCUGUGGAGAUCUCAGAAAUCUGUGAAGUAAGGAAAAUGAAUGUGGCACAUGGCUUGGCCUGGUCAUUCUUCUUUGGCUACCUCAGAUUUGUGCUUCCAGAUCUAAAUGAGAAAGUCAGGAACAACGCCACAAGGAUGAGACUAAGCUCUCAUCGCCUCCAUAUUCUUCUGCCCCUCAACGCUGCAGCCCCAAACAAACCAGAAGAUGAAGACGACCAUGUGGUCUUUCAUGAGAACCUUCCAGAACUACAGCUAAACAGAGCAGGAGUGCGACAACGCAGCUACAAGAACAGCGUCUACAAAAUCACGGGCCGGAAUAAUGAGACAUAUUAUUGUGCCUUGGAAUAUGCCACACCACUACAGACACUGUAUCAGAUGUCCCAGGACAGAAAUGCAGGAUUCGGAGAAAAAGAACGAAAAGAACAAGUCUUGCUUUUCUACAGAACCCUCAGCCAAAUUCUGGAAAAUGACCCUGACUGCCGAAAUCUGUUCCGUCUUGUACUGAUCAACGAUGAGCACACUGGUGAGGCACAUUACCUCUCCAGAGAGAUCAUUCAGCACCUGACACAACAGGAAGGAGAGAUCCACAUGAAUCCAAUCCAAGAGAAUCUGGUUCAUCCUCUUCCAGAAAAGGGAGUCAUGAGAGAUGUUCAUGGUGCAGCUGCAGAAGAUCAGAUGAGCAGCAAUCCGACCCUCAUGUUCAGUCUCCCUGGAUCAUUGAGAUCAGAGCCGGUAGAAACUACUGAUGAUUACGGCCAAUAAAGUGCUAGGAGAGACUCCUGUGCCAGUCACAACUUAGGAUUUAUGAAAAAUAAAAGUUAUCUAUGAGCUGUACUCCAUUUUUUAAAUGAAUAUUAGUAUUAAAUGUCCAGUUUUUGUUCACCACCUG
Messenger RNA from Triplophysa rosa, 2394 nucleotides. It is a transcript of the gene sting1, whose product is annotated as stimulator of interferon response cGAMP interactor 1. Lineage: Eukaryota; Metazoa; Chordata; Actinopteri; Cypriniformes; Nemacheilidae. Gene Ontology annotation, molecular function: 2',3'-cyclic GMP-AMP binding; cyclic-di-GMP binding. Bases 1101 to 2267 code for a protein of 388 amino acids. The transcript is spliced from 7 exons. Gene Ontology annotation, cellular component: autophagosome; endoplasmic reticulum membrane. The record is from RefSeq and is a predicted model, not a curated record. Gene Ontology annotation, biological process: autophagosome assembly; activation of innate immune response; positive regulation of macroautophagy.